AUUUCCUUAGUAACUUUUAAGUUGGUAUUAACUCAUCUCUGCUUUCCACCAAAUUUGACAACCGGACUAAAGUGACGUGUAAAAAACAUACAAGAGAAUUUAUUUAAUUUACUUUAGAAAUGAGUUCUUUUAGGAGAGAUAAAAAAGAAGACGAAGAUGGGGGUAAUAUGUUUGUUUCCCUUGAAAAAACGACCAUUCUUCAAGAGGCUAGAAAGUUUAAUGAUACCACAGUGAAUCCAAGAAAAUGUACCCCAAUUUUAACAAAAUUAUUAUUCCUUUUGUACCAGGGUGAACUAUUAACUGUUAAAGAAGCAACCGAUGUAUUCUUUGCAAUGACAAAAUUAUUUCAAUCAAAGGAUGUUGUUCUGAGGAGAAUGGUCUACUUAGGAAUUAAAGAAUUAAGCUGCAUUGCUGAUGAUGUAAUUAUUGUAACUUCCAGUUUAACAAAAGACAUGACUGGUAAAGAGGAUAUAUACAGACCUGCUGCAAUAAGAGCCUUGUGCAGUAUUACUGAUGCAACAAUGUUGCAAGCCAUUGAAAGAUACAUGAAACAAGCCAUUGUUGAUCGCAACUCUGCAGUCAGCUCAGCUGCUCUUGUUAGUUCUUUGCAUUUAACUAAAUUGGCUCCUGAUGUAAUUAAGAGAUGGGUAAAUGAAGCCCAGGAAGCAAUAAACAGUGAUAAUAUUAUGGUGCAGUAUCAUGCUCUUGGAUUGCUGUAUCAUAUCAGGAAAACUGAUCGUCUUGCUGUUACUAAACUAGUUGCAAAAUUGACCAAAAUGUCACUUAAAUCUCCAUAUGCUGUUUGUAUGUUGAUUCGCAUUACCGCCAAACUGCUUGACGAGGAAGAAUCGCUUAACGACACUGCAAUGAUUGAAUUUAUGGAGUACUGUCUUCGCCACAAAUCCGAAAUGGUUGUUUACGAGGCCGCCCACGCUAUCGUAAACUUGAAAAGAACAACUAGCAGAGAACUGGCACCUGCAAUAAGCGUUCUGCAACUGUUCUGCGGAAGCGCGAAACCCACUUUAAGAUUCGCCGCUGUAAGAACAUUAAAUCAAGUUGCCAUAACGCAUCCGUCUGCAGUAACAGCUUGCAAUUUGGAUUUAGAGAAUUUGAUCACUGAUUCCAACCGGUCGAUUGCUACCUUGGCCAUUACUACGUUAUUAAAAACUGGUGCCGAAUCGUCAGUAGACAGGCUCAUGAAGCAAAUCGCCACGUUUGUUUCUGAAAUCAGCGACGAGUUUAAGGUGGUUGUCGUGCAGGCAAUUCGUGCGUUGGCACUUAAAUUUCCAAGAAAACACAGCGUGCUUAUGAACUUCUUGUCUGCCAUGCUUAGAGAGGAAGGUGGUUUGGAAUACAAAGCAUCUAUUGCUGAUACAAUUAUUACAAUAAUUGAAGAUAAUCCAGACGCAAAGGAAACUGGACUUGCACAUUUGUGCGAGUUUAUAGAAGAUUGCGAACAUUUUUCAUUGGCUGUAAGAAUUUUGCACUUGUUGGGCAAAGAAGGACCAAAAACUAAACAACCAUCAAGAUACAUUAGAUUUAUUUACAACAGAGUAAUUUUGGAAUGUCCUUCCAUCAGAGCUGCUGCAGUUUCUUCCAUGGCUCAGUUUGGUGCUUCCUGUCCUGAUUUACUAGAAAACAUACAAGUUUUGCUUGCCCGUUGUCAAAUGGAUUCCGACGAUGAAGUCAGAGAUCGCGCCACAUACUACAGCAACAUUCUAAGCAAACAGGAUAAAAGCUUGUAUAAUAACUAUGUUUUGGAUACUUUACAGGUUUCUAUUCCAUCCUUGGAAAAAAGUUUAAGAGAAUACACACAAGGUUCUACCAAUCAACCUUUUGAUAUGAAGUCUGUGCCCCUCCAGGCUAUACCUACCUCACGCGAAGAAGAACACCACAAACAUAAGCCAGAUGGUAUGCUGGUUAGCGCUGGACCAAUUAAAGCUGCUGUUUCCAAUAAACAAGUCAACUAUGCAGAAAAGAUAUCUGAACUUCCGGAAAUUUUGGAUAUGGGUUCGUUAUUUAAAACAUCAGAAGUUGUGGAACUUACCGAAUCUGAGACGGAGUACUUUGUGCGCUGCAUCAAGCACUGCUACGCUAAGCACAUGGUGCUUCAAUUUGAUUGUUUAAACACCCUUAGUGAUCAAUUACUCGAAAAAGUUAAAAUUCAGGUGGAUCCCAGCGAGGGUUACAGGGUGGUCCAGGAAUUUCCUUGCCCCAAAUUGCCUUACAACGAAACAGGAACUGCUUAUGUUGUUGUUGAGUUCCCUGAAGAGGAUUUGGUUGGUACUGUAGGUACCUUUGGAGCAGUGAUGAAGUUUGUUGUCAAAGAUUGUGAUCCUACCACGGGCUUGCCAGACACUGAUGAGGGUUAUGAUGAUGAAUACAUGCUGGAAGACCUAGAAAUUACCUUGGGCGACCAAAUCCAAAAAGUAAGUAAAGCAAACUGGCAAGUGUCUUGGGAAGAAGCAGAAAAAUCAUUCGAAGAAAGAGAAGAUACCUACUCGCUAAGCACAUUCAACUCUUUGGAAGAAGCCGUUAAAAACAUCGUGCAAUACUUGGGUUUGCAACCCUGCGAACGCAGCGAUAAGGUUCAAGAGGGCAAAACCACUCACACGUUACUUUUGGCCGGUGUUUAUAGAGGUGGAUACGAGGUUUUGGUGAGAGCAAAACUGGCGCUAUCUGAAGGUGUAACCAUGCAGCUGACUGUUAGAUCAGCCGAUGCAGAAGUGGCGGAAUUAAUUACUGCUACUGUAGGUUAGGUUAGUAAUAAUUAUUAAUUAUUAAUAAUGUAUUAUUUUAUAGUUAUUGUUUUAUGUAUUCCUAAAUUUAUUUCUUAUUAAUAUAGAUUUUAACAGUUA
Brassicogethes aeneus is the source of this 2858-nucleotide messenger RNA. The record is from the annotation of a GenBank genome assembly. NCBI's taxonomy places the organism in Eukaryota, Metazoa, Arthropoda, Insecta, Coleoptera, Nitidulidae.